CAUUGUAUGUACGGAGCGGCAGUAGCCUGACGAAGUCCAUCACAGACGAAUGACUGUUUGUGCAUUUUGUUUGCUAAAUAUCGUAAAUUUUCGUUCUGUUUCGUGAAUUUUUGUAAAUAUUUGUACCGAUUAACAUUAAAUGUAAAUAAAAUUGUGUUCGCCUUGACGUUGGUUGGAUUGCUAAUAAUCACUUGUUUGUUUUGUUGUUUCUGCCAAAACAAUAUACAACAAGCUUUGAUGUCCACUAUUAUCUGUUUCUUCAACUAGUGCAAUCGAUCCAAUAAAAAUUGAAAUUUGUGUACUAGAUGGCGCCCAAAAUAACGUACGACCACAAAAAUCAUCAGACAUCCGCUAUAACCAUAAAUCCGCCUACGUCACAAGAAUUCAUUUCGGAGACUGCUACACAACCUUCAGAAGCAUUCCUCGCAUUGCUAGAUGAAAUUCCGAUUCCGGAUGUCUCAAGUAUCAACGAACUGCCUCAUUAUGACGAACAUUUGUUCGAUUUACUCAAUGACAGCGCACUUGAUGCGAACGAACAUGAUAGCAGUCAUUAUUUGAAUUCAUCACUACCUCCGGGAUACGUCCCGGAUUCGUCGGAUUCGUGUCCAGAUAGGGAGAAUUUCGAUGGUACCUCACUCCCGUCGAUGCAUUAUGAUAUCAAUGCGAAUUCAAUGGUUCCCGAAGUCUACCCGCAAGGAGUUCAAAUCGCUUCAUCCCCUUGUACGACUAUAGAUCUGCAGCAACAGCGUGUUGAGGUCAACUUCGGAGUACACCAAACUUCACUAAAUCGAGACUCGAAUGGAACCACGCCUAGUGAAUCUGACAGUUAUUUAAAGGUUAUUCACUCUCUGGGACAUCCAAUGGAGAACCUUCCAUGGCAAGUCAAUUCUACCUCAGCUUCGGGACUCUCUCCUUAUAUGAAUCCCAACCAACAAACUAAUUGGAAUGUGGAACAAACCUCACAAUUACCCGUAAUCGGCCCAGAUACAAUAUAUAGGAACUGUACGGAACGUGUCGCCUUUACUCCAAAUGCCACAAUCGGAAUAAUGCCUGUUGCAGAUGACAAUAGUUCGGAAAUUAUUCUACCACAAAAUCAACAAAGUCAACAGGAACAUGGAAGUUUCACUCCAAACAUGAUGUACCCGAGCCAACAGCCUGUCGGAAUUUGGAUACCAAAUUCACAACAAACCAUCAACAGCCCCACGGUAAAAUUGCAAACCAACACAGAACUCGCCAGUUUCGCUCCAGAUAUCGCGUUUCCGAGCCAAGAACCAAUCGGGAAAGCCUGGAUGCCAGUGUCGAAGAACGACGCAGACAUUCAACCAUCAUCCGCAUCUGAUACAACUGAGAAGAUUUCUAAUUCUCUGGAUAGGGACGAAAAAGAUCUAAAAUUAAAUAUGCCUCCGGUUGUGCUUCGCAUUGCAAUAGAACUAAAAGCAGAUCAAUGGAUUAUCAAAUCAACAGGCCCACCUAUUACCGAAACUAACCCACCGCUCGAAUCGACUUCGACCCAAUACUGCUUGUCGAACCGUAACAUUCCAACAGAUAAAAUCAAGGUGGGAAAUCCCAAUAAAAAUAAGUCUGUAAAACAUCAAACCACGAGACCACGAAAAAAUGUCAACAAUUUGCCCAGGGCUCCUGUUAGAGUUACUAACAUUACUAAAUUUCCAACUAGGAGGAAACGGGAAAUUGUAAUAGCCCACACCAUUUUCUGCUGUGAAGUUUGCAACAAAAAGUGUACUUCUCAGGCUGGGCUAACGCAGCAUAGAGACUCUCGCCAUAGCGAUAUCCCGCGACCAUUCCGGUGUGAAUCAUGUGGAAAGAGAUUCAUAACUGAGGCUGUGUUGGUGGACCACCAGCGAAGUCAUUCUGAGAAAUAUAAAGCCAAUGCCUGUGGUUGGUGUGAUCGAAGGUUCGUCUACUCCAAGGAUCUCGACAGACACCUCGAGAAUCACACCAGCCUUAGUUUUGUCUGUAGCGUUCAGGAUUGUGGUAAGGGUUUUGCUCGGGCGGAUCAUCUAAGAGCCCACGAACAGUCGCACAUCAUCCGGAAACAGCUACAAGUAAAAAAGGGAAGAGUAAAGAAACGUGUCGAAGUGUGUUCAACGUAGGUUCAUAAUGAUUUUAGGGAUUAAGCGGAAAGCAAUGAAAGUAAAAAAGUGGUAUCUUAUUGGUUAGACCAUUGAUAUUCGAAGAUACAACACAAUUGAUAGCCAAACAUACAAA
This is a messenger RNA of Toxorhynchites rutilus septentrionalis, 2226 nucleotides long. Its product is annotated as neurotrophin receptor-interacting factor homolog. Gene Ontology annotation, molecular function: DNA-binding transcription factor activity; RNA polymerase II cis-regulatory region sequence-specific DNA binding. Lineage: Eukaryota; Metazoa; Arthropoda; Insecta; Diptera; Culicidae. Bases 306 to 2111 code for a protein of 601 amino acids. Gene Ontology annotation, biological process: regulation of transcription by RNA polymerase II. The transcript has 2 exons. The record is from RefSeq and is a predicted model, not a curated record.